AUGUCCUCUGUGCAGGAAGUACAGGAUAAGGAGAUUCCCGAUACGAUUGCCUCCAACCCGGAGGCCAAGGCUGCCAGGGACUAUGAAGAGCAUCACAAUUACAUGCAGACAGUCAACAAGUACUUCCCCGCGGUCAAAUGGUCCAUCUUCUUCGCCAUGACCAUCAUCGGCGAGGGAUAUGAGCUCGCUCUCAUAGGCAACUAUUUCUCCUUGGACCAGUUCAAGAACCUCUUCGGUUACGUUCCGCAAGGGAAAGCCGUCAAGGAGAUUCCAGCACUUUGGCAGUCCUUGAUCCUUACUUCAAGCCAGGCCGGCCAGGUCGCGGCCAUGUACUUUGCCGGUCUGUCCAUGGACAGGUUCGGGUACCGAAAGACGAUGAUGUUUUCUCUCGGAUCAAUCAUGAUUCUGCUUCUCGUCAACUUCUUCGCGCCGGCGGCCUUGCCUACGGGGGGCUACAAUGCUGGUCUCGGCAUGAUCUUCACCGGCGAGUUCCUCUUGGGACUUCCUUGGGGAGUUUUCCAGGCUUGCGUUCUACCCUACGCUUCAGAUAUCUCGCCCCUCAAGCUUCGUCCGACGCUCACCACCUUCGUCUCCAUGUGCUGGAUUUUCGGCCAGCUUUUAUCAACGGCAGCGAUCAAGGGUGUUCAGAAGAUCGAAUCCAAUGACCUCAUGGCAUAUCGCGUCCCCGUCGGCAUCCAAUGGAUAUGGCCCCUCCCCGUUCUCCUCUGCGUCUUCCUUGCUCCCGAAUCACCUUGGUGGCUUAUGCGCCAGUCUCGUUCCGACCUCGCACGCAACUCCCUUGCCAAACUCAACAAAGACCCGACGUAUCCAGUUGACGGUCAGGUCAAGGUUCUCGAGCUCACCAACGAGCAGGAGAAGAACAGCCAGGAAGCUUCCAACAUCACAUACCUCGAGUGCUUCCGCGGCAUCAACCUCCGCCGGACCAUGAUUGUCGUCACCCUAAACUUGACACAACAGCUCUGCGGUUCGGCCCUCAUGUUUUAUUCGGCCAAGGUAUACCAGAAGGCGGGUAUUGACGUCUCCAAGUCAUACGACUUUACGCUGAUUCAGUACGCAAUCGGCAUCAUCUGCAUCAUCUCUUCUUGGCCCCUGAUGAACUACGUCGGACGCAGAACCAUCUGGCUCUGGGGACUAAUGGGCUCCAUCAUUCUCACGGCAGGUGUCGGCGUGCUAGGGUUCUUCAGCGAUUUGCACCCGGCAAUUCCUUGGAUCAUGGCAGUUAUGCUCGUGGUCUUCACAGGAGUCUACAAUCUUUCCAUUGGACCCCUGGUGUACGCUAUUAACCCCGAGAUUCCUUCGACCCGACAAAAAGCCAAGACACUCGUCAUUGGCCGAGCAGCCUAUCUCGUCGCGGGACAAUUCAACAUGUGGCUUUUGCCAAGGAUGCUGGAGAGCCCACCUAAUGGAUGGGGUCUUGGACCUCGCACAGCGCUUGUGUACGCUGGUAUCAAUAGCGUCUUCUAUGUCUUGGCCUACUUUUUCUUGCCCGAGGUUCGGAACAGAACUCAGGCUGAGAUGGAUGAACUUUUCAAGCUCAACAUACCUGCUCGCAAGUUCGGCAGUACCGUGCUGACUGCUGAAUAA
This is a messenger RNA of Colletotrichum phormii, 1605 nucleotides long. RefSeq names its product general substrate transporter. The transcript has a single exon. Lineage: Eukaryota; Fungi; Ascomycota; Sordariomycetes; Glomerellales; Glomerellaceae. Gene Ontology annotation, molecular function: carbohydrate:proton symporter activity. Gene Ontology annotation, biological process: transmembrane transport; carbohydrate transport. The record is from RefSeq and is a predicted model, not a curated record. Bases 1 to 1605 code for a protein of 534 amino acids. Gene Ontology annotation, cellular component: membrane.